UGUACUACACGAGCAUAGAUGUCGCUUUUGUUAGGUUAAGUCGUGUCAAUCUUGUUGUUGACGUGUAAAUUGUGGAUGGGAAGGAAAAUUUUGAAGUUUUCGGUUUUCCUUGAACGAAUUAUAAAGUGAUAUAAGAUGAACGCAUUCAAGCGAGACAAAAAGGAAGAAGAAGAGGGAAGUGGUAAUCCUUUCCAAAACAUAGAAAAAACUACUGUCCUGCAAGAAACUCGGAUAUUCAAUGACUGUCCCGUGGAUUCAAGAAAAUGCACACACAUUCUUACCAAAAUCUUGUAUCUCUUGAACCAGGGUGAACAGCUUGGUACUACAGAAGCUACUGAAACAUUCUUUGCCAUAACAAAACUCUUCCAGUCUCAAGAUGUUAUUCUUCGACGUAUGAUGUAUCUUGGUAUCAAGGAGUUAUCAACCAUAGCUGAAGAUGUGAUUAUUGUAACUUCAAGUUUGACUAAAGACAUGACUGGGAAGGAGGAUUUGUACAGAGCAGCUGCCAUUCGUGCUCUGUGCAGUAUAACUGAUGUGUCUAUGCUCCAAGCGAUUGAGAGGUACAUGAAACAAGCUAUUGUGGAUCGUAACUCGGGAGUGAGCAGCGCUGCUUUGGUUAGCAGCUUACACCUCACAAAGAUUGCAGGUGAUGUUGUGAAACGAUGGGUAAAUGAGGCACAGGAAGCUGUCAACUCUGACAGUGUGAUGGUCCAGUACCAUGCUCUGGGUGUCCUGUACCACAUUCGCAAGUCCGAUCGCUUAGCUGUUAACAAAUUGGUUGCCAAAUUAACUCGUAUGUCUUUAAAAUCUCCAUAUGCAGUCUGUAUGUUGAUUCGAAUUGCUUACAAGUUGCUUGAGGAGGAAGAUUCUUCAGGAGGUGCAUCGUCAUAUUCUACACUGUUUGAUUUCAUAGAGUCAUGUCUCCGUCAUAAAAGUGAGAUGGUGAUCUAUGAGGCUGCUCAUGCUAUUGUUAAUCUGCGCCGUACAACGUCUGUGGAACUAGCCCCAGCCGUCAGUGUUCUGCAGUUGUUCUGCAGUAGCCCUAAACCAACUUUGAGGUUUGCUGCUGUCAGAACGUUGAAUAAGGUUGCCAUGUCUCACCCUGCAGCAGUAACAGCCUGCAAUUUAGACCUGGAAAAUCUUAUCACUGACUCAAACCGGUCCAUUGCCACAUUGGCAAUUACAACACUUCUGAAGACAGGAGCAGAAUCUUCGGUGGACAGAUUAAUGAAGCAGAUUGCUAGCUUCGUUUCUGAAAUUAGUGAUGAAUUCAAAAUAGUUGUGGUUCAGGCAAUCCGAGCACUUUGUUUGAAAUUUCCACGUAAGCACAGUGUCCUGAUGAACUUUCUCUCGGCCAUGUUGAGGGAUGAAGGAGGGCUAGAAUACAAGGCCUCGAUUGCUGAUACCAUCAUUACCAUAAUUGAAGAAAAUCCAGAAGCAAAAGAGACCGGUUUGGCACACCUUUGUGAGUUUAUUGAGGACUGUGAACAUACGAGCCUUGCUGUCCGCAUUCUACAUUUGCUUGGAAAGGAAGGCCCCCGCACUAAGCAGCCGUCCAGAUAUAUUCGAUUCAUCUAUAACCGUGUUAUCCUGGAGAAUGCGCCGGUCAGAGCCGCUGCAGUGGCUGCUAUGUCUCAGUUUGGAGCAACCUGUCCUGAUCUUCUGCCCAAUAUACAGGUUCUGUUAGCUCGUUGUCAGAUGGAUACUGAUGAUGAGGUCAGAGACAGGGCCACCUACUACUACAGCAUUCUUGAGAAACAGGAUAAAUCAUUGGCCAACCAUUACAUCGUGGAAGGAUUGCAGGUUUCGAUACCCAGUCUUGAAAGAGCUCUUCACCAAUAUACCAUUAGUCCAUCAGAUGUUCCAUUUGACAUGAAAUCAGUACCUUUAGCAGCUGUUCCAUCUGCUGAGGAAAUUGUUAAUCCGUCUGGUAAAGGUGUACAAGCUGAUGGCAUGCUCAUCUCUACUGCUUUGUCAGGUUCAAAGGUCUCGGCUGUAGCUGUCACUGUUAGUCGCGAAGAGUCAUAUGCGGAGAAACUACGCAACGUGCCGGAAUUGGUAGCGCUUGGCCCACUGUUCCGCAGCUCAGAUCCCGUUGAACUUACAGAAUCAGAAACAGAAUAUGUGGUGCGCUGUAUCAAGCAUUCCUUUCCACAACACCUUGUUCUGCAGUUCGAUUGCUUGAACACAUUAAAUGAUCAGCUGCUGGAGAAUGUGCGAGUCCAGGUGGAACCACCUGAUGGUUAUCAGCUGGUGCGAGAAGUUCCCUGCCCUUGUCUUCCAUAUUCAGAGACAGGGACAGCGUAUGUGGCAUUGAAAUUUCCUGAAGAAUUGGGAGCCACAAUUGGUACAUUUAAUGCAACUCUGAAGUUUCUGGUGAAGGAUUGCGAUCCAGCCACGGGCUUACCGGACUCUGAUGAAGGCUAUGAUGACGAGUACAUGCUUGAGGAUGUUGAGGUGACACUUGGUGACCAGAUACAGAAAGUAACAAAGACAAACUUUGGUGCUGCUUGGGAAGAAGCUGGCGAUAGUUAUUGUGAACUCGAAGACACAUACAGUCUGUCCAGUGUGAGCACAUUGGAAGAAGCCGUGAAGGACAUCGUCAAUUUCCUGGGUAUGCAGCCAGCUGAGCGGAGUGACAGAGUCCCCGAAGGAAAGUCCUCACAUACAGUCUUCCUAGCAGGGGUGUACCGCGGAGGGUACGACAUACUGGUACGAGCAAAACUUGCACUGGCAGAAGGAGUGACAAUGCAGCUCACUGUAAGAUCUACUAAUCCUGAUGUUGCGGAGCUUGUGACAUCUGCUGUGGGAUAAUGCUGCACUUUGGGUGUCCUUAUAAUGUUGCGUAAGUCACUAACAAGUGUAUUCCUUCAAGGGCUAAAAAUUCCACAAUUCCCUUUUAGUGAAGUAGUCCAAUAUAUAAAUUGAUGCUUUGUCAGAAGUUUAUAGAUACUGUGUUGUAAUUAUGGUCGACUUGUCGCUCUACUUGUAUUCCUUGUGUUUGCAACUCUGAUUACACAUUUUUGCACACCUAAUUUUUUUAUUUGUUUAAAUAAUAUCUACUAUUAAUCUUUAAGAAAUCAAGAUUCUCCUAAGGCAUCGUGGUAUAGGUAAUGCCAAAGGCUGCAGUGUGAAUGAUCCAUAAUUGAGAUAUUACAUAGCUGAAGAAACACAGAAUAAAAUAAUUUGAUGUGGCACUUUGGUAAACAAGGGCCAUAUAUCUCAUCAGUGUCGAAUCUUUCAUACCAUAAGCCUGUUUCCUUCAGAAAACCAAGUGUCAUCAUUAAUUCAGUAUUUAACGUUCAUGAACAAUUUCUUGUGAAAAAUAUAUGAUUUUGUGAAUCACCUGAAGACAGCAAAGGUGUUUGCUUUAUAAUUUCAUGUAGACAGCAAUAAACUACAUGCAUGAUG
This is a messenger RNA of Zootermopsis nevadensis, 3411 nucleotides long. RefSeq names its product coat protein (coatomer) gamma (gene gammaCOP). Gene Ontology annotation, biological process: protein secretion; organelle transport along microtubule; intra-Golgi vesicle-mediated transport. Gene Ontology annotation, cellular component: Golgi membrane; endoplasmic reticulum-Golgi intermediate compartment; COPI vesicle coat. NCBI's taxonomy places the organism in Eukaryota, Metazoa, Arthropoda, Insecta, Blattodea, Termopsidae. Gene Ontology annotation, molecular function: structural molecule activity. The record is from RefSeq and is a predicted model, not a curated record.